This is a messenger RNA of Leucoraja erinaceus (little skate), 1314 nucleotides long. RefSeq names its product fibronectin type III domain-containing protein 7-like. NCBI's taxonomy places the organism in Eukaryota, Metazoa, Chordata, Chondrichthyes, Rajiformes, Rajidae. The transcript is spliced from 4 exons. Gene Ontology annotation, molecular function: protein binding. The coding region runs from base 30 to 1076 and encodes 348 amino acids. The record is from RefSeq and is a predicted model, not a curated record.
CGUGUGUGCCCCAGAAUGUUGACGCUCACAUGGACUGUGAUGCUGGACAUAUGUCGGUCUCCUGGGAGUUCAGUGAAGGUGCAAUAUCAUACGUGGCUACUGCAGAAGGGAGCAACGUGCAGCAAUGCAGUGCCAAUGAUACACUGUGUGAUAUCACCGACCUGUACUGUGGAGAGACCUACACCCUCUCAGUUUAUGCGAUUGAUGACACCUGUGACAGUGCUGAAAGUCCUUCCAUCACAAGGAGAACAGCCUCGUGCAUCCCACAGAAUGUCCAUGUCCAGUUGGACUGUGACACAAACGAUGCCUCAGUGCUGUGGAGCCACACUAAAGGUGCAGUGUCUUACUCUACCACAGCAGAAGGAAGUGAUGGGCACACAGUUUCCUGUGUGACGGAUAAUAGGGAAUGUCCGAUAACUAAUCUACAAUGUGGACAGGGGUACAAUGUAACUGUGACAGCACGGGACGGUGUGUGUGACAACUCACAAAGCCCUCAGUUUGUAUUCCACACUGCACCUUGUGCACCAGAGGACAUCUCCACCAGUCUGAACUGUGACACCAAGAGUACAUCAGUGGCCUGGGAGGAGAGUGAUGGGGCGAUGUGGUACAUUACAACAGCAGAAGGACAAGAUGGACACAUUUCACUGUGUAACACAACGGGAACAAGCUGUCAUUUCAUGGACCUGCACUGUAGUCAAACGUACUCACUAACUGUAACAGCGAUGGACAGUUACUGCCAGAGUGUAAACACCUCCGUUUAUGAAACUGAAACAGCCCCUUGUCCCCCUCAGAACGUACAUGCUGAUAGUGUUGCCGUCACUGCCUUUGUAACAUGGGAGAUGAGUAAUCUCACGGUGUGGUACACUGCAACAGCAGAGGGCAGCGAUGGACACACGGCCACUUGUACCACGUCCGACACAAACUGUCUAAUCCCAGAUCUUCACUGCAGCCAAACGUACAGCAUCUCCGUCCUCGCAUUUGGUGAAACCUGCAGCAGUCUCCAAGGCUCCAGUUAUGAAAUUUAUACAGGUAACACAGAAAGAGAGCGUAUCUUCAGUAAUAUCAUUCUUCUUUGAAGGAUAGCUUGAGAUACUGCACAAAUGAGCGAUUGUGUCUGAAGUGUGGUUACUAUAGCAGUUAUAGUAAACUGUGCAGCUCAGUUCAAUACUCUGAGGUCUCAUAAGCAGCUAUUGAAUUGUCUUUUGUCGCUGUGAGAUAGAAGCACUCCCACUAAUCCACUGUGCAGCCCCUGCAUAUAUCUGCAUUAAACUCUGUUAGCCAUUCCUCAGCCCACUUGUCCAGCUGAUCACGAGC